AUGGUGGGGAUACACGAGGAACCUCAGCCUUCAACCCUCCUCCAGGGCCGAAGCGCGGAAACGCAAACAGAAAGCGCGAUGAACAUAUCAGUUAAUUGUUCCUUCUCACAACCGAGAGAUCUGAAAUGCCAAAGGAUCCAAACGACAAGUGAAGUUCGCGCGAUUGACUCUGUAUUGAAUGUGCAUGGAAGGGAACGGUCUGGUCAGGCUGUUUCACUCUUGGUCAUCGCAUGGGCUGUCCUCAUCAAAGGAUACAAUCUGUCUGAUUCACUGGAGCUCACAGUCAAUGCAAAUAACGAAUCCGAGUGGCGUAUCCCGUUUGAGCCACACCCCAAGUCCUCAGUGGAUUCAGUUGUACAUCAUAUGGCCGAAUGCCUUCAUCGUCCAAGUGGUGCAGCUCAGUCAGAUAUUCAGAGAAACGAGGAUAACCAAAGGCACUCAUUUGCGACACUGAGCAUUCUCAGUCCCCGGUAUCAGCCAGAGGAGCCAUCCCAAGAUGUUCGUCUUCAGUCUCAAGAAGCGCUCCGACUAUCAUGCUGGCUACAGACGGAAACGACGAUAAAGGCUCUUGUGCACUAUGACUCUUCAAAAUGUAUGGAUGAGCAAGCGCGACGACUAUUAAACCAGUACCAAGGUAUCUUACAGCAAGUUAUGCAAUUGCAACCUACCCAGCCCCUUCUCGAUAUGGACAUCAUUGGCGAGCAGGACAAAGCAUUGAUGAUGGAAUGGAAUUCAGCAAAUAUUGCGGUGUUCCGAGAACGACUACAUGAAUUAUUCCAAGCCAGAGCUGUUGAAAGUCCUCACAAAAGAGCAGCUGUUACGACUGAUGGUGAUCUCUCAUAUGGAAGAUUAGAUGAAUUAUCUACAAUUCUCGCCGCGAAGCUGAUUGAGCGCGGCAUUGGACGGGGUAAAAUUGUCCCCAUCUUGUUCGAGAAGUCUGUAUGGGCAAUAGUCAGCACACUCGGUGUCUUGAAAACGGGUGCAGCGAGUACUUUAAUAUGUGUGAGCCAUCCAGACUUGUAUAUUGCGAAAGUGGUAGAUCAAACUGGAUCCGCGUUACUGUUGACUUCAACAAGUCAAUACGAUCGGUUGGCACAUAUGAAAUUUCUCGAUCGAAUGAUUGUGUCAGAUAAAGCAUUGUGGUCAUUGCCUCGGCCAUCACCCAGCUGGCAGGUCCCACCAGGUAACUCUGAAGAUGUUGCAUGCGUCCUUUUCACCUCGGGUAGUACUGGACAUCCUAAGGGAGUCCCAUUGAGUCACCGUGCAAUUUGUUCGACAAUGAAUCAUCAUGGGCACGCAACGGGUAUACAUGAACCACCAAAAACUCUUCAAUUUUCGUCGUACGCUUUUGACAUGGCGGUUUAUGAAAUAUUCCAUGCUUUGGUGAGAGGAGGAACAGUCUAUACCCCUUCAGAGGAGGAAAGGCUCCAUGAUCUUCCUGCUUUCGUGAAAAAACACCAGACCACAUGGGCAUUCAUCACACCUACAGUACUGAGAGCGUAUACUCCGUCGGAUUUUCCUACAAUGGAAACAAUUGUGGUUGGCGGAGAGGCAGUCGGUCUCGAUCUUGUCGAAGCUUGGGGGAAUCGGUUAUAUAAUGGGUUUGGACCAGCCGAAGUCAGUAUUUGUGUGGCUACCCGGAUGAAUCCUCGAAGCUGGGUUGAUGGAACUAUCGGUCGCCCUGUAGGCUGUAUUGGAUGGAUCGUAAAUCCAAGCGACGUCAAUACCCUAACACCCAUUGGUGGUAUCGGGGAGCUCGUCGUUGAGGGGCCGAUUGUCGCUCACGGAUAUCUCAACGAGCCAGAGAAGACCCGACAAGCCUUCAUUUCAGCACCCAAGUGGAGAUCAAACUUUCCAAUCGACAGACGCGGUGAAUUUUUUAGAACUAGCGAUUUGGUUCAAUACAACAGUGAUGGGUCGAUGCGAUACCUGGGUCGAAGAGACAACGUGCGGAAAAUCAAUGGUCAGCGAGUGGAUAUCGAUAAUGUUGAGGUCACCUUGAGACAAAUGGAGCCAAAUUUGGACAUCUCUGUAGAUGUCAUGACUACGUCUGGUGAGAAACAACAGAAAGUCAUUGCUUUUGUUGCUAAGAGGGGUGGUUCAACGGAAGGGUUCGACUCCAGUGUGGGGCAUGACAGCAAUCCCCAUGCGAGCAUGAGAGUUUACGAGCGUGAAGAUCAAAUUCGAGAGGCAAUGAGCAGCCUCUUGCCACGUUACAUGAUACCAGCCUUCCUAAUAGAAUUACCAGCUCUACCAAGGACGGCCACCAGCAAGAUUGAUCGCAAACGCCUGACUUGCAUGCUUACCGCGCGACUCAACUCUGGUAGUAUCAAGCUUCUCAAGUCUACGAAGCUCAAUGGUAACCCUCAAAGAGCUGCACGGUCCACAGCCGAAAAGCAAGUUGCCUCUUUGGUUCAGCAGACUCUAGAGUUGGAGGUGACAGAUGUGGAUAUGGAUAGCGCCUUUGUCCAGUUGGGAGGAGACUCUUUGGCUGCGGUGAAGCUCGUGAGCUGCGCCCGGAAGAUUGGAAUUUCAUUCAAAACAACCGAUCUCCUGCGUCACGACCUGAAGAUAUGUGAUCUUGCUGGGAGGAUUGAGAAGUGGGAGGUUUUGCCUUCUGUCGACCGAAACUCUUCUUCCAUACGACCCUAUUCCAUGCUCCCGACUGACGAAGAUCAGCGCGCAGAGAUUUUGAAAGCAGUCCGAGAACAAUGCAAUGUGGACAAUAAUGCCAUCCAUGAUAUUUAUCCCUGCACACCUAUUCAAGAGGGCCUUUUCUCUGCGACCGCCAGUGCCUCUGGUGCCUAUAUUGAUCGUUUUAUGCUCACACUCUCUCCAGACGUCGACAAGUCGCGACUUUUGAGAGCCUGGAACACUGUCAUACAAUCUAGUGACAUCCUGAGGACACGGAUCAUUCAAACAUCCAUUGGUGUCUACCAAGUUAUCACAGACUACGAUGAGUUGCCAGUGCAAACAUACACUUCUACAGAGCACUAUCUUACUGUUGAUGUUACAAGGGAAAUGGGCCCUGGAUCCCCUCUGGUUUUCAUCAGUCUUAUUGUACCUAAUCCUGACUCGAUUGUCAAGAAUAAACGGCAGGCUCCGCCCAAAGCCCAGCUUGCAGUAACAAUUCACCAUGCAGUGUACGAUGGGUGGUCAUGGGAGAUGAUCCUCCAGGAUGCCGAGACCGCCUAUCGAGGUGACUCUCUUUCUCGCCAUUCGUUCUCAGGGUUUGUGCAAUUUCUUCAAGAUCGGGACAUUAAUGCCGAGAGAGAGUUUUGGCGCUCUUACUACCGCGAUCUUAACUCAGGCACAUUUCCUGAAGGUCUUACGAACGACCGCGCCCCUCAACCCAGCAUCCGGCUGGCCCAUCGUCACCAUUCCUCAUCAGCUGCCCAGCCAGAGAUAACAAGCCGUGAUUUGUCUUUGAAACGUGGAUCGACUGUAACUCCAUCCACUAGAGUCCAUCUGGCAUGGUCGAUCUUGAUCUCGUUGUACACUCAGUCUCCAGACGUGGUGUACGGAACCAUCAGCAAUGGACGGUUGUCAUCGCUACCCGGAAUCGAUAGCAUCGUGGGGCCAACAUUAAGCACCGUUCCCUUCCGGUACACGAUUGAUCAGUCCAUUUCUGUGGACGAGGCGCUGCUGAAAACACAAGCAAACAUGCAGUCAAUCCUUAGUUGGGAACAUGCCGGUUUGCAGUCUAUUGCUCGAGUCAGCCCUGAGGCGCGCACAGCGUGUGGCUUUCAAACCAUGGUCGUCAUUCAACCACAAAGAGCUCAAUUCAAGUCAGUUAUCUUCGAAUCAGUCAAAGAGCGACUGGGAGCAGAUGGAUUUAUUCCGGGCUACUCCGUGAUUCUGCUGUGUACUCCGGGAGAGACAACCCACAGUUGGGAUUUCGAGCUUCUACUUGAUGAGGACUUUGUUUCAGCAGCCCAGGGAGAGCGCCUUCUUCAUCAACUAAGCCAUAUUUUGUCCCAAGUUCAUGAGACUCAAUCUCUUCGCAUCAACCAGCUUGACCUCUUAUGUAUCGCCGACCAGGUCCAAUUAUGCGAGUGGAAUAUACCCCACCCCGCACGUCUGGAUCACACCAUACAUGGUCUUGUCAAGCUUCAAUGCCUUAUUCGUCCACAAGAGACCGCAGUUUGCGCCUGGGACGGAUCGUUUACUUAUGAUGAGAUUCAACAUCUCUCUGACAAAGGAGCAAAUUAUCUGCGGGGCACGGGUAUCGGCUCAGGGGCAAUCGUUCCGAUCUGCCUGGAACGGUCGAAGUGGGUCCCCAUUGCUUUGCUUUCCGUCAUGAAAACUGGAGCUGCAUUUGUUCUUCUAGACCGAGAUGCCUCCCAGGAUCGGAAUCAAGGAAUUUGCGCCACGGUGAGUGCAAAUUGGGUUCUUACCUCCAGCGUGUGUGUGGAAUACUGUGAGAAGUUCGCCAACAGCAUUCUCUUGUUCUCCGAUUUGAUCACACGGCCGCAUGCAAUCCAGCCAGCGUGUCCUGAAGCUGAUGUUGAUACCUCUCGCCAUGGUGAUCUUCUCUAUGUCGUUUUCACCUCCGGGUCAACAGGCAAGCCAAAGGGUGUGGAGAUUGAACAUGGCUCCUACUGCUCUGCCAUGAUCUCACAGCGAGAGAAACUCCAUAUUCGUGCCGGUACCCGAGUAUUACAACUAUCAUCAUAUGCCUUUGACUCUUUCGCAGUUGAGAUUCUUACCACAUUAUGUGGUGGUGGUUGCGUGUGCAUCCCGUCGACUGAGCAGUUGGCAGGCGGCAUUGGUCCAGCCAUCCGACAAUACCAAGCUGAAUGGAUGUGCGCUACUCCAUCUAUGCUUCGUCUGAUUGCUCCUAGUGAUGUUCCGACUCUGAAAACUGUGGUUGCCGUGGGCGAGACUAUGCUGCCAACCCAGCUUGCGAUAUGGACUCCAUCGGUGACGUUAAUGUGUGGUUAUGGACCCUCUGAAUGUUGCACUGGAGCCACCGUUCAUAUCAUUGAACAUGUUUCUGUGGACCCUCGGAACAUUGGAUCAGGCAUGGGAUGCACCCCAUGGGUGGUGGACCAGAAUGAUCAUAACCGAUUGAUGCCUAUUGGAGCUGUUGGUGAGUUGGUGCUGCAAGGUCGCAUUGUUGGUCGCGGCUAUCUCCAUGAGCCGGAGAAGACUCGAGCUGUCUAUCUUGAGCACACCGAGUGGUCUACUACCAUGGACUCAUCCUCGGGAGACCGUCUGUACAAGACUGGUGACUUAGUACGAUUCAAUCCUGAUGGUACAUGUCUUUUCCUUGGUCGCAAGGACUACCAGGUAAAACUGCGCGGGCAGCGGCUCAAUCUGAUGGAUGUCGAACAUCACCUAGCUGAAGCUCUUGGAUCUCAGGUCAACGAGUUGAUUGCAGAUGUCAUCAAACCAGGAUCAGGCGAAGGUCAAGGCGAUUCUCAUCCUUUACUUGUGGCAAUGAUUCAGACAUCUGAUGAGGGCAUGUUCGAUACAUCUACGGAGGUUCAUGGCAUCGAAAACUCUCUGUUCGUUCCUCCUAGCACUCUCUUUGCACAGCUCGUUACUCAGAUUGAGCGACAACUCUCAUUAUUGGUUCCGGCCGUCAUGAUCCCUUCACUCUGGCUUAUUGCCCGUCGAAUGCCGCUCACCAUAUCUGGUAAGGUCGACCGACGACAAGUUCGAACAGCGGCUGCAUCUUUGACUUCCGCUACUCUCGUCACUCUGGGUUGCACUGGUGCCGAUUCUAGUGAUGUGCCAUUAGCAGCUACGGAGACAACUGCAUUAAAGGUUUCUGAAGUUGUGGCUGAAGUUCUUCAUUCACGAUUGAAAUUGGACAGAGAGCUUGUUGUGGGGAAGAAUGUCACGCUAUCUCGAAUUGGUCUGGAUUCUAUUGACAUGAUGUCUAUCUCUCAAGCUAUCUCUACUCAUUUCAACGUCCGCCUGCCUAUGACUAUGCUUUUUCGUUCCGGCCUUAGUGUUCGCGAUGUGGCCCUCAUGGUGACUGGAUCACCUGCUACAAAAUGCCCUGAGAGAGAACCUCCGCAGACGAUAGACCUCUGGAAUGAGUAUCAACUUUUACGGGAGAGGAUAAGAAGCAUAUGCGUGCAGUCCCGAAAGCCAGUGCACACAAUUGAUCAGGUUUCACCCCCUGAUGGUGGCCAACCGCGACUGGGCCGUGUUCUCUUGACUGGUGGCACCGGCUUCCUGGGGACCCAGAUCCUGAAAUCACUUUUGGAAGAUCCCCGAGUACAAUCAGUUACAGUACUUGUUCGUGCGGAUUCAGACAGGAUUGCGAUGCGACGCAUUGUGGAAACAGCUCAUGGUGCGGGCUGGUGGCGGGAAUCGUAUCGACAUCGUCUUUGCGCGUGGCGGGGAUGCUUGUCCAAGUCUUGUUUAGGACUUUCCGACUCUCGAUGGAGAAUACUAUCCGGUCUCGAGCGACCAGAGGAUGGAUUUGACAUUGUGAUUCACAAUGGUGCCCGGGUUCAUUGGGGUCAAGAUUAUCACACACUUCAAUCUGUUAACACAGGAAGCACCAUCGAGCUUAUUAGUGGCCUGGCACAACUAGCUCAUCCCGUGGCAUUCACUUAUAUCUCAGCUCUGCAGCCCAGUUUACCGGCAGGAGAUGAUGACCGCAGUAUGGCCAAGGUCCUUUCCAGCUCUGAUGGAUACAGUCAAACCAAGUUCAUGUCCGAACUUGCCAUCAAAGAAUUCCAACGACACUCUGUCUGCAAGAAUCUUCAUUUCAACAUUGUUCGCCCCGGAUGGAUCAUUGGAUCCACUGAGAACGGCCUUGCUAAUGUUGCAGACUACCUCUGGCGUGUCGUGGGCUCCGCAGUAACAACUGGAUCCUUUAAUAGCGAAGAGGAUGCCGAUUCGUGGAUAUACAUUUCUCCUGUUGAUCUUGUUGCGGGUCUCAUUACUAGUCGUACUCUCGAUAUGGAUGCACCACGAAGUACAGCGGGUGGCCAUCCAGACAGUCCUCAAUCUCUCCAUGUUACGUCUAUCACAGACGGACUUGCUGCUCCAGAUUUCUGGCAUGCCGUCUCUACAGCUUGCCACCAGAUAUUCGGAAGUCCUCUCCAGCCCUGUCAAGGUAUUAACUGGUUACAUCGGAUCAAAGGCAGCAUGAUGGCCACUGGAGGCGAUCACUUGUUGUGGCCAGUAUUUGAGUUCCUUGAGUCCGACAACGGUCGCCUGGGCUCCUCUCGUAAUAAUCCCAUCAAUCUCCCUGCCACACUUCGAAGUCUCUUAUUCCGCUCGGUUAUUAAGAAUGUCCAACACAUUUGCUCUACCGGAUCAGUCGAUAUGGAGACUGGGCGACUAAUGCCUACGCAGUCCAAUCUCUUCCGUCGGACUGUGAACUAG
Messenger RNA from Penicillium malachiteum, 7353 nucleotides. Its product is annotated as Male sterility NAD-binding. The coding region runs from base 1 to 7353 and encodes 2450 amino acids. Gene Ontology annotation, cellular component: cytoplasm. The transcript has a single exon. Lineage: Eukaryota; Fungi; Ascomycota; Eurotiomycetes; Eurotiales; Aspergillaceae. Gene Ontology annotation, biological process: amino acid activation for nonribosomal peptide biosynthetic process; secondary metabolite biosynthetic process. The record is from RefSeq and is a predicted model, not a curated record. Gene Ontology annotation, molecular function: phosphopantetheine binding; catalytic activity.